Molecule: messenger RNA, 1178 nt
Organism: Sebastes umbrosus (honeycomb rockfish)
Lineage: Eukaryota; Metazoa; Chordata; Actinopteri; Perciformes; Sebastidae
Product: retinol dehydrogenase 8
Exons: 7
Coding region: 231-1157 (308 amino acids)
Biological process (GO): estrogen biosynthetic process
Cellular component (GO): cytoplasm
Molecular function (GO): estradiol 17-beta-dehydrogenase [NAD(P)+] activity
Source: RefSeq, a predicted model, not a curated record
CCUCUUUAUCUAAUCUCUGGUUUAUGUAGCCGCUUGUCCCGCUGUGACUGGGUCGAGUGUGUGUCUGCUCUCAAUCCUGCAGUAACGGUACUUUAUAUUAUCUGUAUACAGGUUUUAUUUCUCCUAUACAUCUGCCGCUGUGGAGGAUCUACAGCUGCUCUGUUCACAGCAUUUGUUUUGACUGAGCAGCCAGGAUCCUCCUGAGCUUUGAGGUCAGAGGUCAAAGAGCCAUGGGAAGCAGGAGGGUGCUGGUGACUGGGUGCUCCUCUGGCAUCGGCUUGGCUCUGGCUGCUCGGCUGGCCAAGGAUGAGCUCAGACGGUUUAAAGUGGUGGCCACGAUGAGGGAUCUUGGGAAACGGGGGCCCUUGGAGGAAGCGGCAGGUGACUCCUUAAACAAAACCCUGGAAAUCAAACAGCUGGAUGCUUGUUGUGAGGCCUCCAUCAGAGAGUGUGUCAACAGCCUGCCGGACAGACGGGUGGACGUCCUCGUGAACAACGCUGGCGUCGGCAUGAUCGGACCGCUGGAGUGCCAAAGCAUCGACGCCAUGAAGGAGCUCUUUGACACGAACUUCUUCGGCCUGGCGCGGCUGGUGAAGGAGCUGCUGCCUGACAUGAAGCGGAGGCAGAGCGGCCACAUUGUGGUGAUGAGCAGCGUCAUGGGCAUACAGGGGCUUCUGUUCAACGACGUCUACUCGGCCUCCAAGUUUGCUGUGGAAGGAUUUUGUGAAAGUCUGGCGGUGCAAGCAAUGAAGUUUAACAUCAAGACGACUCUAGUGGAGCCUGGCCCCGUGGUGACAGAGUUUGAAAGGAAAGUGUACGAGGACGCCGAGAAGAUGGAUCUAUCAGGGACAGACGAGGAGACCGCCAAAAUCUUCCGUGAAGUUUACCUGCCGUACUCCAAAAAGGUCUUCGCAGCAUUAGGCCAGACUCCAGAGGAAGUGGCUGAGCAAACUAUUAAAGUGAUCACAGCCAAGCAGCCUCCUCUGCGCCACCAGACCAACCGCCUAUACACGCCCAUGACUGCACUGAAGCACGCAGAUCCGACCGGUCGACUGCCUCUGGACACUUUCUAUAAGAUGAUCUUUAAACACGACAGCGUGUUCAAUGCUACUCUCGCAGUGCUGCGCAUUCUGCAGAGGAGGGCCGGGAAGAAAUAAAGAUUUUACUGUCAUUUUGCA